This is a messenger RNA of Micromonas commoda, 1603 nucleotides long. RefSeq names its product glutamate-1-semialdehyde 2,1-aminomutase (gene HEML). The transcript is spliced from 2 exons. Gene Ontology annotation, molecular function: pyridoxal phosphate binding; transaminase activity; glutamate-1-semialdehyde 2,1-aminomutase activity. The record is from RefSeq and is a predicted model, not a curated record. Gene Ontology annotation, biological process: tetrapyrrole biosynthetic process. Lineage: Eukaryota; Viridiplantae; Chlorophyta; Mamiellophyceae; Mamiellales; Mamiellaceae. The coding region runs from base 67 to 1485 and encodes 472 amino acids.
CGCUCGCCGUGUCGACGCCGACCUCUCUGUGUUCAAUCCAGCACCCGAGAAAGCUUAUUCGUGAGCAUGUCCGCCAUGUCCGCUUCCUUCACCGUGGCGCCCGUCCGCCACGCGCAGGCCAUCCGCCGCUCCCGUAAGGCCACCGGCAAGGUCUCCGUCCGUCGCGGAGUCGUCGCCAAGGCGGUCGAGGCUGCGCCCAAGCUCGUGACCACCAAGUCCGAGGCGAUUUUCAAGGCUGCGCAGGACAUCCUCCCCGGCGGCGUGAACUCCCCUGUGCGCGCGUUCAAGUCCGUCGGCGGCGGUCCCAUCGUCUUCGACAAGGUCAAGGAUGCCUACUGCUUCGACGUCGACGGCAACAAGUACGUCGACUACGUCGGCUCCUGGGGUCCCGCCAUCUGCGGUCACUCCAACGAGCAGGUCAACGCGGCGCUCAAGGCGCAGAUUGACAAGGGCUCCUCCUUCGGCGCCCCCUGCGAGCUCGAGAACGUGCUCGGCCAGAUGGUGAUUGACCGCGUCCCCUCCGUCGAGAUGGUUCGCUUCUGCAACUCCGGCACCGAGGCGUGCCUCUCCGUGCUCCGCGUCAUGCGCGCGUACACCGGCAGGGACAAGAUCAUCAAGUUCGAGGGCUGCUACCACGGCCACGCCGAUCCCUUCCUCGUGCAGGCGGGCUCCGGCGUCGCCACCCUCGGCCUCCCCGACUCCCCCGGCGUCCCCAAGGCGGCCACCAACACCACCCUCUGCGCUCCCUACAACGACCUCGAGGCUGUCAAGAAGAUCUUCGAGGAGAACAAGGGCGAGAUCGCUGGUGUGAUUCUCGAGCCCGUCGUCGGCAACUCCGGCUUCAUUGUCCCCGACAAGGAGUUCCUCGAGGGCCUUCGCGAGAUCACCAAGGCUGAGGGCGCUCUCCUCACCUUCGACGAGGUCAUGACCGGAUUCCGCAUCGCCAAGGGCUGCGCGCAGGAGUACUGGGGCGUCACCCCCGACCUCACCACCAUGGGCAAGGUCAUCGGCGGCGGCCUCCCCGUUGGCGCCUACGGUGGCCGCCGCGACAUCAUGGACGUUGUCGCCCCCGCGGGUCCCAUGUACCAGGCCGGUACCCUCUCCGGUAACCCCCUCGCGAUGACCGCGGGUAUCGAGACCCUCAAGAUCCUCGGCGAGCCCGGAUCCUACGAGCACCUCGACAAGAUCACCAAGCGCCUCAUCGAGGGUAUCCUCGAGGCGGGCCGCGAGGCGGGCCACGAGGUGUGCGGCGGCUCCAUCUCCGGUAUGUUCGGCUUCUUCUUCUGCGAGGGCCCCGUGAGGUCCUUCGCGGACGCCACCAAGUCCGACACCGACAAGUUCGCCAGGUGGCACCGCGGCAUGCUCGAGGAGGGUGUCUACCUCGCGCCCUCCCAGUACGAGGCUGGCUUCACCGGCCUUAAGCACACUGAGGAGGACAUCGAUUUCACCAUCGCGGCGGCCAAGCGCGUCAUGGCCCGCAUCUAAGGAGAAAACGCCCGCUGUAGCUCUAUAGAGAGGGAGAGAGAUUGAGAGAGAGAUUCUUUGCUAAACCCACUUGUUAAUAAUACAACCUAAUAAACUACUCGCGUCAUGGUCACGCGAG